Rhipicephalus sanguineus (brown dog tick) is the source of this 1896-nucleotide messenger RNA. RefSeq names its product cytochrome P450 4c3. The transcript has 12 exons. The coding region runs from base 241 to 1872 and encodes 543 amino acids. Gene Ontology annotation, molecular function: iron ion binding; monooxygenase activity; oxidoreductase activity, acting on paired donors, with incorporation or reduction of molecular oxygen. The record is from RefSeq and is a predicted model, not a curated record. Lineage: Eukaryota; Metazoa; Arthropoda; Arachnida; Ixodida; Ixodidae.
GCUGCUGAAAACAUCGCCGUGCUGCUACCACUGCUACAGCGAGCCGAUCUGGGUGCGGGGCCCGGCGUACAUGAUCGUUCGCGCCGCGCAGCGUCGAAACAUUCUGCGGAACAAGUAGUUUGAAUGAUUUGCACGCGAAGGCUGGGUGCAGUCUUUAUGUUGGUGACUCGCGGCAGCUCAUUCAGCGCUUCGGCAUAGCGUCGUGCCGGCAAGCAGCAUCAGCUGUGUCAGCACCUGGAAAUGUCGUCCUCCGCGGCGUAUUACUCCUCUGGCUUCCUGGACUCGAAUGGUGUGGCUGGAGCAGCAUCAUUCUUCGCUGUGGUCCUUGCGUUGUGCAUCUGCGUAGUGGUCUCAGUGGUCUUGGCUUUCCUACUUACAGUGAAGUUCAUUCAGUUGAGAAAGCUUCGAAGUAUCAAGAGUGUGCCACACAGACGUGAACCUCUGCCUUACAUGAACCUGCUGUCGUUGCUCAAAAGUUGCUCACAAGGAGGACCAACAUGGUUAAGCGCAACUCUGUUUGCAGCUACCGUCGGUUUUCACCAUGUUCAUAAAAAGCGUGGAAUGUAUAUGUUUUUCGUUGGGACCAGGCCGUCAGUAAGCCUCCAGAGAGCAGAGUUUGUGGAGGAAGCGCUCUCGAGCAAUUCACUGCUCGCCAAGGGACCGGAGUAUACACUCCUGCACAACUGGUUGGGAACUGGCCUGCUUACAGGUACAGGGAACAAGUGGAGAACAAGGAGACGUAUGUUUACUCCAGCAUUCCACUUUCGCAUUCUCGAAGACUUCAUCUCGACCAUAAAUGCUCAGUCAACUGUGCUUGCUGACAAGCUUGGAAAAAUGUGUUCACCUGGCAAGCGCACCGACAUCGUACCGUUGGUCACGAUGUGCACUUUAGACAUUAUAUGCGAGACUAUAAUGGGAACAUCGAUUCGAGCACAACAUGAUGAACGCUCUCCUUAUGUAAAAGCUGUCAACAGACUGGGAGAGUUAUUUAUACUACGAAUGCUGAACCCAUUUCUCCAGAGUGAGUACGUCUUCAAGCGCAGUUCCAUUGGCAAGGAGUACUACGAGUGCCUGAACACGCUUCAUACAUUCACAAGAAAGGUUAUAGCCGAAAGAAAGGAGUUGUUGCAGAACCAGCAUCGCCUUGAAGAUCAGAGCGAUUCUGACAGCGACAUCGGAAAACAGAAAAGGAAAAGGCCGUUUCUGGACCUUCUCAUUACCGAACACCUGAAAGAUUCGGCGUCUAUCAACGAAGAAGAUAUACGGGAGGAAGUGGACACGUUCAUGUUCGAGGGACACGACACAACGGCAAUGGGAAUCAGCUGGGCUUUGUUUCUAAUUGGCCAUCAACCUGUGGAGCAACAAAAAAUACACGACGAACUGGAUGCAAUAUUCGGAAGUGACAAGCAUCGUCCAGUCACGUCCGAAGAUUUGAGGGAAAUGAAGUACCUUGAGUGCUGCAUAAAGGAAGCACAGAGACUGUACCCAUCCGUUAGUUUCCUAACGAGAACGUGCGAACAGCCAUUUGAAAUUGGUUCCGUAACCUUCCCAGCGGGCACCGUUGUGAGAGUGUCCGUGUACUGCCUUCACCGGGACGAAGAUGUGUUUCCGAAGCCGGAGGAGUUUCACCCAGAAAGAUUUUUCCCAGAAAAUGCGAAGGGUAGACAUCCUUUUGCCUACAUUCCUUUCUCGGCUGGUCCUCGCAACUGCAUCGGUCAGAAGUUUGCCUUGUCAGAAGAGAAGAUUGUCAUCGCUAAUAUACUACGCCGCUUCAAGCUCAAAUCGCUCGAUCAGCGAGAUCAAAUCAACCUGGUCGCAGAGCUGGUUCUUAGGCCGAAGAGUGGCUUGAGAAUACAAUUUACUGCUAGAUGAUGACUCAAUGGCGCCUGGAAAACA